UAAGCUAGGAAUGUGAUAUUAGAAUAGAUGCCUGACUCUGCAUAUUAGAGACACCAAUUAAUGUUAUUAAAUUAAAUUUGGAAUCUGUGUUUGAAGGCUGCUUUGCAGAACAAGACUGGGAUAACACUGGUUGAGAUUCAUCCUGUGCUCUGGAAGUGUCUUCACAAAUCCAAUGCCACUCUUGUGUGUCAGGCUGCCUGUUAACAUUAAUCCAAGUCUCAUGAGAAUAACUCAGUCUGACAACAAUCCAGUUAAAAAAAUAAUUUCCUAUAUUAACAAGCAAAAUAAAAAGCGAUUAGUUCACAAGAUGGACAUGGAUAAAUAAUGAUCAUAUGAACACGUGUGUCUUCCUGCAAUGCAGUGGGAAAAAAUACUGUUAAAAUACAGUUUUCUUACAAUAAUGUCCUGCAUUUAAAUAUAACAGGAUUAUACUAUUGAAAUCACAAUGUAAAUUUAUAGCAAUUUCUAACCGCACCCUGCCUCUGCCCAAUGACAGCUGGCAUAGGCUCCAGCAACCUCCCACAGACAUUCCCGAAAAUGCUUAAUACAAAAAUGUAAAAUCCUGCUGACAAAAAAUCAUAAUGGCCUCUUUUAAAGCAACUUCGGCAAGGGCCGCUUUUGAUUUGUCACCGUGUGGAAAGCUAAGGUGUGGGUCUGCAUAAAGGUUACUGCAUUGUAACUAGAACGCACAACGCCCAUGGGUGAUACAAAAAAAUCUACACAAAAUACUUCCUCUGGUGUUCAAAUCGGCAGUGGGAAUCCCUACAUAUAAUUGUGAAAGUGUCCGGUUCUGUCUUUUAAAAAAGGACCCCUUUAUUCGCAGCCAUAUCAGCAUCUGUCUUCACAGGCUGUUAGCGGCACUGCAGAGGGAAUACAGUAGUGUCCACUCCCCGGUCGCCACCUCACUCACUUUUCCACAUCUCACCCUCAACGCGCACCAUUGAAUCAUCUCACGUCCGACUUUCGCGUGCAUACCUCACCUCAACGGCAGCCGAACGUGACCUGACGACAGGAAUCCCUCGAUCUGCCCGUUUUCCCGUGGAUUGUGAUCUAGAGGAGACAAUGAAAUUGCCUUAUUUCACAGCAGUGGAGGACAAAACCAUGAAUCCGUGGCUGCUAUUCGCGCUACUCGGCCUCUGCUCAGCAUUUGGACCCAGUAAACAAGAAGAAGAGGACUACGAAGAUGUGCCCAUAAACAAGACCUGGGUCUUAUCACCAAAGGUCUAUGAGAGUGAUGUGACUUUGAUCCUUAACAAACUGCUGCAAGGAUACGAUAACAAACUGCGACCUGACAUUGGAGUGAGGCCAACAGUGAUUGAAACAGCAGUGUAUGUCAACAGCAUCGGACCAGUGGAUCCCAUUAACAUGGAAUACACCAUUGACAUCUUCUUUGCUCAGACAUGGUUUGAUAGCCGACUGAAGUUCAAUAGCUCAAUGAAGCUGCUUAUGCUUAACAGUAACAUGGUAGGCAAAAUCUGGAUUCCCGACACUUUCUUCAGGAAUUCCAGAAAAUCAGAUGCUCACUGGAUCACCACUCCCAAUCGCCUCCUGAGACUGUGGAGCAAUGGGAGAGUAAUGUACACACUGAGGUUGACUAUUAAUGCGGAGUGUUACCUUAAGCUGCAUAACUUUCCAAUGGAUGAACAUUCGUGUCCACUGGAGUUUUCAAGCUAUGGCUAUCCAAAGAAUGAGAUCACAUAUCGGUGGCAGAGGAGGGCAGUGGAAGUUGCUGACCAGCGGUACUGGAGACUCUACCAGUUUGCUUUUGUAGGGUUGAGGAACACCUCUGAUGUGGCUCACACUCAGUCAGGGGAAUAUGUUAUCAUGACUAUCUUUUUUGACCUGAGUCGGAGAAUGGGCUACUUCACCAUUCAGACCUACAUUCCCUGCAGCAUGAUUGUGGUCUUGUCCUGGGUCUCCUUCUGGAUCAACAAAGAUGCCGUUCCAGCCCGCACAUCACUGGGUAUUACUACUGUGCUUACCAUGACAACUCUAAGCACCAUCUCCAGGAAGUCUCUGCCAAAGGUUUCAUAUGUCACUGCCAUGGACCUGUUCGUCUCUGUCUGCUUCAUCUUCACUUUCGCUGCACUCAUGGAGUACGGUACUUUACACUAUUUCACCAGCAACAGACAGACCAAGAAAGCUAAGGCCAACACAAAGAAAUCAUGCAGUAUGGUCAAUAUCCAGCCUUGCACAUCCCUUUUGCAGAUGAACAACAUUGUGCCCUGUCAUGAGGAGAAUGACUAUGCUUAUGAGUGUUUAGAUGGAAAAGACUGCACUAGCUUCUUCUGUUGCUUCGACGACUGCCGAUCAGGAGCGUGGCGUGAAAACAGGAUGCAUGUACGAGUUUCCAAGAUUGAUUCUUAUUCACGAAUAUUCUUUCCUACUGCUUUUGGCCUUUUCAACCUGGUUUACUGGAUAGGUUAUCUGUAUCUAUAAAACCUGCUUUUGAAAGGACAGCAGUGGUUUUACUAUGGUCAAGCAUUUCACUGAAACAUGAGAAAACAGGUUAAAAAAAAAAAAGGUAUAAAUUGCCAUACCCGGCUGCUGACCCCCAAGUUGCAAUAAAGCAUGACAAAUUAGGUAUAGCAGUCACUCUUCAGUGUGUCAUUCAUCUUGAUAUUGAUGACCUUUGGUAACCAGGAAACAUUCUGAGCAGAGGUUGGGAACUUUUGACAGAUGUUGAAUUGUUAUUCGUUUUAACAGCCAAAUGUCAUAAUCUGUUGUUUCUGCAACACAAGGAAAUAACACUGAAAUGUGUUAAAUAUUGUCUUAAAAUUGCCCUGUGCAACAUUUCAUUGUGUAUUAACAACAGCUUUCAGUAGUAAUGUGUCAGUAUCACAGAGGGACAAUUAACAACAUGAAUUUAGUUGUAUUUUCACUUCAACGAUGCAUCCUUAUACAGUUAUUGAAAUAUAGUACAUAAACUAUUUUUAAUGGCAUACACGUUGUAUCUUGUAUUCUGCAUUACCUUAUUCAUGCUGAAGUGAAAAUCCUGAUGUACUGUAACUUAUUUAUCUAAUCACCAUUUAAAUCCAUACCAAUAAGGAUCCCAUUUUAACAGCAUAAUUUACUGACUGUCAUCAGUUGUUUAGACAAUGCAUAUUUGACCCAAACUGCUUCUGGUGCUAUAACAGCCGCUGUUUAGGACCUAGGUGUGAAAACAACAGGCAUGCAUGAGUUUCCAAGAUUGAUUCAAAUUGAUUGAUUAAAAAUAUUUUUACCUACUA
Molecule: messenger RNA, 3230 nt
Organism: Mugil cephalus (flathead mullet)
Lineage: Eukaryota; Metazoa; Chordata; Actinopteri; Mugiliformes; Mugilidae
Gene: gabrg1
Product: gamma-aminobutyric acid type A receptor subunit gamma1
Exons: 9
Coding region: 1063-2439 (458 amino acids)
Biological process (GO): nervous system process; monoatomic ion transmembrane transport; gamma-aminobutyric acid signaling pathway
Cellular component (GO): neuron projection; GABA-A receptor complex; dendrite membrane
Molecular function (GO): GABA-A receptor activity; GABA-gated chloride ion channel activity; inhibitory extracellular ligand-gated monoatomic ion channel activity
Source: RefSeq, a predicted model, not a curated record